Molecule: messenger RNA, 789 nt
Organism: Schistocerca piceifrons (Central American locust)
Lineage: Eukaryota; Metazoa; Arthropoda; Insecta; Orthoptera; Acrididae
Product: homeobox protein MSX-3-like
Exons: 3
Coding region: 1-789 (262 amino acids)
Biological process (GO): regulation of transcription by RNA polymerase II; embryonic morphogenesis
Cellular component (GO): nucleus
Molecular function (GO): RNA polymerase II transcription regulatory region sequence-specific DNA binding; DNA-binding transcription factor activity, RNA polymerase II-specific
Source: RefSeq, a predicted model, not a curated record
AUGAGCGCCGCGACGAGCGUUCGCUCCGGGGGUUCCCCAGUCGGAGUGCCGGUGACGGCGGCGGCGCCUUCCGGCGAUGUCGCGACUUCGACGCCGUCGCUGUUGCACAACCACCACCACCACCAUCACCACAGCAACAAACAUAAAAUCUCCUUCAGCGUCGACUCGCUGCUGUCGCUGGGGCGCACAGUUGCAGACUGGCGCGGUUGGCAGCGACUGACCGCCGGCCCCCGCUGUGUUGCAGAGGUGCUGCUGGGGGGCGGCGAGGUGCCGCGGCUGCCGGGAGGCGGCGCGUUGGCGCACCACCACCCCCACCCGCCCCCGCCGCCCGUGCGUUGCACACUGCGGAAGCACAAGCCCAACCGCAAGCCUCGCACGCCCUUCACGACGCAGCAGCUGCUGUCGCUGGAGAAGAAGUUCCGCGAGAAGCAGUACCUGUCCAUCGCCGAGCGCGCAGAGUUCUCCUCCUCGCUGCACCUCACCGAGACGCAGGUGAAGAUCUGGUUCCAGAACCGCAGGGCGAAGGCGAAGCGACUGCAGGAGGCGGAGAUCGAGAAGCUGCGGCUGUCGGCGCGGCCGCUGCUGCCUCCGUCGUUCGCGCUCUUCGGCCCUCCGCCCCCGCACGCGCCACACGCCCCGUUCUUCGCUGCGGCCGCGAUGGCGGCUGCGGCGGCGGCGGCCGGGGCCGGAGGCGGCGCCGGCGGGGGCGUCGCUGGGGGCGGCGCGAUGCUGCGGCCGCCGCACGCGCCCGGGCUCGGGGGCGGCAUCUUCGGGACGCAGCCGCACUGA